Messenger RNA from Aspergillus homomorphus CBS 101889, 2193 nucleotides. Its product is annotated as NAD(P)-binding protein. The coding region runs from base 1 to 2193 and encodes 730 amino acids. NCBI's taxonomy places the organism in Eukaryota, Fungi, Ascomycota, Eurotiomycetes, Eurotiales, Aspergillaceae. The transcript has 7 exons. Gene Ontology annotation, molecular function: DNA-binding transcription factor activity, RNA polymerase II-specific; oxidoreductase activity, acting on the CH-OH group of donors, NAD or NADP as acceptor; zinc ion binding. The record is from RefSeq and is a predicted model, not a curated record. Gene Ontology annotation, biological process: regulation of DNA-templated transcription.
AUGCUGGCGGAAACAGCAUCGGUUAUCAAAACCGAACCAUCAUCCCUCAGCACGACCACCAGCACCAUCAUCGAUGCCCCGAAACUGCGGGCUGCGUGCGAGAAUUGUCGCCAGUCCAAGGUCAAGUGCAACCUGUCGGCCGGGGCCGGGGGCAAGGAGACCUGCAUUCGGUGUCUGCGGCAUGGUUUGACCUGUCGGUAUCGCGUCGCCAAUCGGUCUGGAAAGCCCAAGGGGAGCAAGAACCGGGCGACCUUGCGGAAGUUGGGCCAGCUGCAGCAACAGCAACACGAGGAACCUCGCAAGCCGAUGAUGGCUGUGGGAGGAGGAGGAGGAGGAGGAGGAGGGGGUGGGGGUGGGGGUGGUAGAGGAGGGAAUAUGCAUACUCAUACUUUCAUGAAUGGGUGGAAUACUAUCGAGGUGUUUGCGCGGAGUCAACCGCCUUCGGUGGUGGAUGGCGCAGGGGAAGAGCCGAGUCCCCAUGAUACCAGUCAACCCAGCCAGUCCAACAGUCCUGAUAGUCAAGGGGUCAGCAUGACGGACGUGUCGUCAUUACUGGAUGAGUCGCCCUCGACGCAGCCGCACUUUAGAUAUCCUUCUUGUCUCGGGGGGCAUGGCAAUGGGGACCCGAUGCCGCCGCCGCACGGGGCAUAUGUGCCACCAACACCGCCACCGCCCAUCUUUGACCAGACGACCACCUCUUCCUCGAUGUCACCGAUAUUCCUGCAGAAGGAGUUCAUCACCAAGGGCCUAACCAGCUGUCCGCUGGCGGUGCACAUCCAGCCGACGUGCGACUGCGGGGAUGCGCUCGUGUUCCAUAUGAACCGACUCCGCCCGGUGACGAUGGUGCACCACCCGCGGUUCGACCUGCUCCUGCAAGCGAUUCAGACGGCGCUCGCGGCGUGCCGGGCCUUCCUCCAGUGUCCGGGCUGCCACAAGGACGGCACGCGCCUGCUGUACGCGGCGUCGAUUGUAGACUUCACGGUGCAGCUAUUCGACUUCGCGAUCCCCUACGAGCUGGCGCAACCGCUGUCGACGGCGCCACAGCCCCCUCUCCCAGCCGUGACGGCGACAAACGACCCCGGCCUGAUGGUCGGCUACGGCGAGUACGAGAUCGCCAGCGAGGAGACGCGGCGUAUUCGGCGAUUCCUGCUCCGGGGCCGCCUGCUGCAGUGCCGGGAGGUGGUGGGCUUGCUGCAGGAGACGGUAGACGUCAGUCGGCGGCAACACGACAUGCGCAGCCCGAAUGGGGAGCUGAUCCAGCAGAUCCUCGGGGGACACAAUACGACGACCCUUCACCGCAACCCUAGAAGAAUGGACCGCCUCUCCCAGCUGAACUCCCACCUAACCUACCCGGCCGGCCUCCUAGCCAACCAAGUGGCCCUGAUCACCGGCGCCGCGCAAGGCAUCGGCGCCGAGACGGCGCGGCUGUUCGCGAACGAAGGCGCGCAGGUCGUGAUCGCAGACGUUGACGCCGAGAAAUCCCGCGCCCUAGCGGAGGAACUCAACACCAAGCACAACAACCCCACCACCGCGCUCGCCGUGCCAGGCGACCUCACCAGCGAGGCCUACAUCGAGCAGCUCGUCGCGCAGACCGCGGCCUUCGGCGGCGGCAAGAUCCACAUCCUCGUCAACAACGCCGGCUUCACCUGGGAUGCGGUCAUCCACAAGAUGACAAACAAGCAAUGGGCCAGCAUGCUGGCGGUGCACGCCACGGCGCCGUUCCAGCUGGUGCGCGCGGCGGCGCGCUACUUCCGGGUCGCGGACGGCGCGAGCCGCUGCAUCGUCAAUAUCAGCUCCACGAGCGGGGUGCACGGUAAUGCGGGCCAGGCGAACUACGCAGCGGCGAAAGCAGCGGUGACGGGGCUGACGAAGACGAUCGCGAAGGAAUGGGGCCCGCGGUUCGGGGUGCGGGCCAACACGGUGGCGUUCGGACACGUGCAGACGCGGCUGACGGCGGCGAAGGAGGGCGGGGCGGAGAUGGCGACGGCGGACGGCGAGCGGGUUGCGCUGGGGAUCCCGGGGGCGCAGUUGGCUGCUCGGCGGGGCGCCGGGGGUGCCGCGUACCCUGAUAUCCCGCUGGGGCGGCCGGCGAGCGCGGCGGAGGCGGCGCGGGCGGUGCUGGCGGUUGCGAGUCCGCUGUUUGCGUAUGUCACUGGGGAGACGGUGCGGGUUACUGGGGGACGGAAUAUGUAG